UUUUUUAAAUACAGAUGUUUUACAAUUUUAAGGAAAAUCAAACAAUAACUGUAGCAUUUUGUUCUAUAAAACAAUUAUUGAAGCCAGCUGAAGACGUUACUACCCCACGUGGAGCAAUUUUCCGAAAAGGUCACCGAACCCUGAUAGGGAUAAUAAGGCCAUGAAGCCUUCCUCUUGGACGAACAGGCAGAAGUGUCCUGAAGGAGGCGGCGCAGGCUCCAGGCACAGUCUGGGGCGAUCAUGGAGGCUGCACGCAUGAGGCUGGAGACCAUCCUUCUGGAUGCCCAGGCUGCUGGGCUCUCCAGAUCAGAGGCUGUGAGAUUGGCUGCUGCCAGAAGACCUAAGCACUGGCGAGUGAAGAUAUGCCGUAUAGUCUUGUUAAUUAUGGCAUUGGCAAUAGUGGUAAAGGCGAAACUCUAUACCAUUGAAGGGAUUACAACUGCUUGGAUGUGGUACUAUGGCAGACAUCCCACUGCAGAUAAGUGUGCAGUAUGGAUGCCUGAUGUUGCAUACCAUGUUUUUCGACCACCAGUAGAUUGUACUGUAUGUCGUGAUGUUCAUCAGGUAGAAAGGGUUUACAAUAUUACACCUGAAGAAUUUGAAACCAAGUAUGCUUUUUCAGGACGUCCUGUAAUUGUAAGCGAUGCCAUGAAAAACUGGACAGCACCUUACAUCUUUAGCUUUGGAUUCUUUCGAGAGCUAUAUGCUGGAAGUAAGGCACAAGACAGAUGCCAGUUCUUUGCAUACAAGACCAACUUCAGUUUCCUCUGGGAAGUAUUUGAAAUGCCGAAAGAGCGAGCUGAAUUACAUAAUGGUCAGGAACCAUGGUAUGUCGGCUGGAGUAAUUGUGAUGAAGAAGUAGGGCAAAUCAUAAGAGAUCACUAUAGCAAACCUUACUUUCUUCCCAAAAACUCAGAGAACAAAAAUACAGACUGGAUAUUUAUGGGCAGCAAAGGAUUUGGUGCACAUAUGCAUGUCGACAAUGUUAAUAACCCUUCUUGGCAAGCACAACUUGCAGGGGCAAAGAAUUGGACAUUACUACCGCCUCCUGAGUGUAUAUAUGAGUGUUUGAGCCAUCAAGUGACAAUUAAUCAAGGAGAAAUAUUUGUUUUAGACACCAAUAUAUGGUACCAUUCCACAUUAAUUGUAUCAGAUGGAAUCAGCAUCACGAUUGGAGCGGAAUUCUGUACUACCUAUUUUCUGCUUCAUGAGCUGUCCUCAAAGCUAUUGGUCCCAGCUUAUCUCAAACUUGCAGGCAUGAUGGAAGGGAUCUUCAAUUUCAAUAGGUAGUUUUAACAGCUCAUAAUAAAAAAAAAUAAAUGGAUGACCUUCUCAAGAUAAAACUACAUGAUAUGUAAAAAUAACAAAAUAUAUUUUCAAAUAAAUUAUUCAACACUUUUGUCAUUUUUUAACUCAAAUGUGUUAUUAUCAACUCUUUCUUUGUAUUCAAAAAGUUGAUUGAGUUCGAUAGUGGAAUAAUUAUGCCUACUUUAUUGUUGUAUAAACUUAAAAUUAAAAUAAGAAAUAUUGCAAAAUAUCUCUUUGUAAUCUGAUUGUUGUUUCACCUUCUUGUUUCUUUUGUAAAAGUUUGCUGCCUAAAUAAAUCUAUAUUAGUUUUGCUAUAAUGAAAUCAUGUAGUGUUAUUCGUUCUGUCUAUCAGGAAUAAGUCAUGUAUGAUCAAUAGAAAAAUAUUCUUUGAAAUAAACAUUUAUAACAUAAAUAAUUAAAUGCUAUAAGUUAAUUAAAUAAACCACCAGUAUUUUAGAGUAAAAUAAACAUUUCCUCAUUGAGUAUUAUUCAUAAAGUAAUAGUUUAAAAAGUAAUUGUAGCAGAUUUUAACAUAAGUUGUUAUUAAAAAUAUAAGAUAUAUAUCAGAAAUUACAUCAUGGAAUAUAAAAGCCAAAUCAUAGGCCAAGUAAUAAUGAUUAUAAUUGGAAACAAUGAGAUUAUUAUAAUUUAAAUUUUAUCUCAAUAACAAUUUUAAUUUCUAUCUUGACAUAAUAAUAAAAAACAAUUGCAUUCCAGUUUGAUACAUACAAUUCUUCAUCUUUGUUAUUUGUAUUUAUCCAUCUCGUUUUUGGUCUACCAUGCUUGCAUACAAUUGAACCAUUCAAUGUUGUGUAGACUUCUUGAGGGAUUGCUUUGAACAACAUGUGCAGUGCAUGAGCAACAUGUAUCUUCAGAUAUUGAUUGACCAGUUUCUAUAAGCAGUGGUCCUUCUCAUACAUGCAAACAGCAAUGUACAUCAUUGAUUUGAGAUUUCAAUACCAUCCAAAGAAAGUAGAAAAAAUCCAGUAAGUCAUCAAUUGAGUUUAUUGUAGAACCUAAGUAUUUGAAUCUUUCAACUCCUGGUAAAAAUUCCACUUCAACACAGAUCCUCUGGGAUUGGAUGUUAAGAUUAUCUUUGUUUUUGGUAAAAAGUGUAUAAUACUAAUGAAACUGAAAUUUUAAGGAUUAAGAUAGUGAUCUAAUAACCAUUAUUAAUUAAUUCCAAUGAAAGUAGUGGAGGUUUCAGGAAAAAAGUUAUCACUACAACCUAUGAAAUAUCUAAGAUUCACAACUUUGUAAGGAAGUACUGUUUCGUGGUGAACGGUUGUGCAGGGGUCACACUCAACUGUCAGGUUUUC
Molecule: messenger RNA, 2627 nt
Organism: Nezara viridula (southern green stink bug)
Lineage: Eukaryota; Metazoa; Arthropoda; Insecta; Hemiptera; Pentatomidae
Source: the annotation of a GenBank genome assembly